AGCACAUGUUAGCGUUUAGUCGCAUGAAGGUUUGAAGUUUGUUUGUAUUUCUGUGCUUUAUAAAAUAAGCUAUGAAAACUAAAAAUAACAAAAACCAAAAACAGCCGCAAGGGAAUGAAGAGUCUGAUGGUGAUUCUAGUGAAUAUUCUGGUCUUGAAGACGAUGAAAAUGAAUCAACAUUAUCUUCUGAAGAAGAUAUUUCUGAUACUGAUGAUGAUAGUGACCGCAAAGAAGGUAAUGACUCUUAUAAUGUUACAAAUGGUUCAGGUUUAAAAGAGAAAAAAACAGUUUCUUCUGUUGAUGAUUCGGAUAUAUCUGAUGAAGAUUUCUUUGGUGAUCAGGAUAGCAAAUCCGAAAAAUAUGAUGAAAAUUGCAAUGUUGAAGACCAUAAGACAGAGACUCUAAAAAUUGAUGAAUAUGCUGAAGACACAUCUGAUGAAGAAGACAUUCGAAACACAGUGGGAAACAUUCCAAUGCAGUGGUAUGAUGAUUUUCCUCACAUUGGUUAUGAUGUUGAAGGGAAGAAAAUAAUGAAGCCAGCAACUAAUGAUGAAAUUGAUGAAUUCUUGAGCAAAAUUGAUGAUCCUAAUUACUGGCGAACUGUUAGAAAUAAAAUGACUGGAGAAAAGGUUUUCCUUACUGAUGAACACCUUGAACUUAUCCAAAGGAUACAAGCUGGCAAGUAUCCAACUGCAGAAGAUCAAUAUCAGCCAUUUGAAGAUUUUUUCACCUAUGAAACCAUGAAACAUCCUGUUACAAAUAUACCUCCCCAUAAGAGGAGUUUUAUACCAUCCAAAAUUGAGAAAGAAAAGGUAUCUAAACUAGUAUAUGCCAUCAAGAUGGGUUGGAUAAAGCCAAGAGUUCCAAAAGAGGAAAAAGAUCCAUUUUACAUGUUAUGGGAUAAAGAUAGUGUGAAUGAAUCUAAGCGCAUGCAGCACUACAUACCCGCUCCAAAACGAAAGUUACCUGGCCAUGAAGAGUCUUAUAAUCCACCACCAGAAUAUUUGUUUACUAAAGAAGAGGAAGAAAAGUGGAAAGAAACAGAUCCGGAAGACAGGAAGUUAGAUUUCAUUCCUCAAAGAUAUUCUUCACUAAGACAAGUCCCAGCAUAUUCACGAUACAUAAAUGAAUGGUUUGAAAGAUGCUUAGAUUUGUAUCUUUGUCCACGGCAAAGGAAGAUGAGAGUCAAUGUUGAUCCAAAUGAUCUCAUACCUCAGCUUCCGAAACCCAAAGACUUACAGCCAUUCCCUUCUGUUUUAGCAAUUGUUUUCAAAGGGCAUUCAGGUUUAGUUCGCUGCGUAACAGUAGAAUCUACUGGUCAAUUUAUAGCUUCUGGUUCUGAUGAUAAUACUAUUAAAGUAUGGGAAGUAUUAACUGGAAGGUGCUUAUCAACAAUAAAUGUUGGUGGUCCAGUUAAAAGCUUAGAUUGGUGUCCUAAUCCAGCCCUAUCAUUAAUCCUUGUUGCUGUUAAUGAGAAAUUAUACAUUGUUAAUCCUAAAGUGGGUGACAAAGUUAUAAUUAGUAAUACUGAUGCACUUCUAACUACAGCUCCUGAAAAUCCAGAAGUUAAAGAUGCUUUGUGGUCAUUACCAACUGAAGAACAAAAAGCCUCUGGAAUAAGAUUAAUUAUAACUCAUACAAAAGAAAUUAAAAAAACCAUGUGGCAUGCUAAAGGAGAUUAUUUUGCUGCCUUAACAACAGAUAUUGGAUGCAAAUCUAUCAUCAUACAUCAGCUGUCAAAAUUUAGAUCACAGAUGCCAUUUGAGAAGUCUAAAGGAAGUGUACAGUGUAUUUUAUUUCAUCCACUGCGUCCCUUCUUUUUUAUUGCUACACAGAAACAUAUUCGAGUGUAUAAUCUUCUGAAACAAGAAAUGUCUAAACUGUUACAAAGUAAUUGUAAAUGGAUUUCCAGCAUUGCUGUACAUCCACAAGGGGAUAAUAUAAUUAUUGGAAGUUAUGACAGCAAAGUAAGCUGGUUUGAUUUAGAGCUUUCCAGUAAGCCUUACAAAAUGCUCAGGCACCAUGCUAAAGCAGUGCGUCAAGUAGCUUUCCAUAAGAGGUAUCCAUUGUUUGCUUCUACAUCUGAUGAUGGGUCGCUUAUUGUUUGUCAUGGUAUGGUCUAUAGUGAUCUAUUACAAAAUCCUACAAUUGUUCCUGUGAAAAUAUUAAAGGGACAGGGGAUAUCUUUGGACUGUUGUUUUCAUCCCCAAAGACCUUGGGUGUUUUCUACCUCAGAUGAUACAAUUAGAUUGUAUUCUUGAAUUGUGUGGACAUAUUUUGUAAAUAAAGUCAUUAUGUAUUUUAA
Messenger RNA from Stegodyphus dumicola, 2305 nucleotides. Its product is annotated as ribosome biogenesis protein bop1. Gene Ontology annotation, molecular function: ribonucleoprotein complex binding; protein binding. Gene Ontology annotation, cellular component: PeBoW complex; preribosome, large subunit precursor. Gene Ontology annotation, biological process: maturation of LSU-rRNA from tricistronic rRNA transcript (SSU-rRNA, 5.8S rRNA, LSU-rRNA); ribosome biogenesis. The record is from RefSeq and is a predicted model, not a curated record. NCBI's taxonomy places the organism in Eukaryota, Metazoa, Arthropoda, Arachnida, Araneae, Eresidae.